AUGGAGGAAGGAGAAGGCGAUUACGGCUUUUCAUUAACUACGUUCAGUCCGAGCGGAAAGCUCGUCCAGAUUGAAUACGCCCUUAACGCGAUGACGGGGGGGUCGACUAGUGUCGGGAUCAAAGCGACCGACGGCAUUGUUUUGGUUGUGGAGAAGAUCUUGCCGCCGAUGUAUGUCAGCGAGUCGAUACAAAAAAUUAACAACUUGAACCAAACAGUUGGGAUGGUGAGUAGUGGGAUGGGGCCAGACGCUCGUGUGUUGGUGAAGAAAGGACGUAAAGCAGGCCAAAAGUAUUGGCUUGAAUAUCAAGAAAAUAUCGACUGCUCGAUGAUGACACGAAACAUCGCUUAUUUGAUGCAAGAAUACACACAAAAGGGUGGUGUCCGACCAUUUGGUGUCUCUGUAUUAAUUGCCGGAUUUGAUAAAGACACACCACGACUGUAUCAAGUCGAUCCAUCGGGAGCAUUCUGGACUUGGAAGGCGACUGCACUUGGAAAGAAUAUGACAACCGUCAAGACGUUCCUUGAAAAAAGAUAUCACGAAGAUAUUCAACUUGAAGACGCUAUUCACACCGCAAUCCUUGCAUUGAAAGAAGGGUUUGAGGGCGAGAUGAAUGAACACAACAUCGAAAUUGGAAUAUGCACCAAAAAGGAUGGGUUUAAAGUGUUUACUCCAGAGGAGAUUAAGGAUUACCUCGAUGUUGUCAAGUAA
Entamoeba invadens IP1 is the source of this 711-nucleotide messenger RNA. RefSeq names its product proteasome subunit alpha type-2, putative. NCBI's taxonomy places the organism in Eukaryota, Evosea, Mastigamoebida, Endamoebidae. Gene Ontology annotation, cellular component: proteasome core complex; proteasome core complex, alpha-subunit complex. Gene Ontology annotation, biological process: ubiquitin-dependent protein catabolic process. The record is from RefSeq and is a predicted model, not a curated record. The transcript has 2 exons. The coding region runs from base 1 to 711 and encodes 236 amino acids.